GCCGCCAGCGAGACAACGCGCGACCCGCUGGAGGAGGAGAGCCGUCCACAGUCUAACCAGUCCAACACCAGACACGGUAUCGCCGUGUACUGUCUUGCUCCGUUUGGUAGCGAUACACACGUGGCUUCGAUACCACCGACCCAUCACCACCACCACCACACGACACCGUCACCUCCACCACCCACCGUCGCGCAGACCUCUCCAUCGCUCUCUGCUUGCCCAAAACUCCGUCGACUUCCGGAAUGCUGGAACCUCGCUGGAGGCCCGUGCAGGGCCACUUAGGAGACAACCCUUUCGAGACUGCCGUCGGCUGGUCAAAGAACCACUUCGCUGCAGCCACGACACCCUGGCCCCACGCUCUCAGGCAAUCCAGAUUUUGUGAUGAUGGCAAAAUGGAGAAGGACGUAGAUGGAGAUGGUGCAAUCAACCUGUCGACAUCUCAAAGGCCCUCCGCAGCCACGACUCCAAAUGAUGGCGUGCAACCCGAAGACGUGGAACAACAGGCCGCCUCCCUAGAGAAGGUCCUCAAGGAGCAACAGCAACAGCAGCAGAUUGAGCUGGAGCGAGCAUGGGACCAGGACCGCGACCCCAAGGGCAACGGCAGCACAAGUCCAGGAUCGGAGUCGCGACUCCAUGAUCACUCUCCGCCUCCACAUACUUCCGAUUCACAAAAACCCCUCAAUUCAGUAAUACCCUCAUCACAGUCUCAGGUGGCAGGUCCACCUCCAAUGAUGUCACCAGUCUCAGGACUACACCAUAUGCAACAAUUACUGCAACAGCACGUACUUAGUCCAUCGCAAUUGCAAAAUCUGAUGAAGCAACACUCUCUGAUGCAACAACAGCAGCAUCAGCAACAUCAGUUGGCAGCAGAAUUGGGGAAGAAACAGAUGGAACAGACCAUCCAGCAAUUGCAGGAGCAAUUGCAAUUGAACCUGUUUCAGCAGACCCACAUGUUGCAGAGCUCCGACAAAAAGAAGUCAGGAUCUCUGCAGCAGUUGGCCAUCCAGCAGCAACAGCUCAUCCAGCAACUGCAGUUACUGCAGAGGCAGUACGUCGUUCAGCAAGGGAUGGGUCUGCAGCCGCUGAUGCUUCCACAACCCGCAGGAUUGGGAUCGCGGGAUGUUAGCCCCUGGAAGGAAGCCGCUGCGGAUCGCGACCAGCAACAACACCUUAACAACAAAUCCACCCCCGAUAUCAACGGUCUUGGAUUGUUCGCAGGAUUAUUGGGCGUCGUCGCGCCGGGCAGAUCCAGUCGGGAGGAAGCCAGUGCCGAGGAUAAGGUUGACAGGACAUCAAGCGGAACUCCAGACAGGGUACACCAUCUCUACGGACAUGGUGUCUGCAAGUGGCCCGGCUGCGAGAACAUCUGCGACGACUUACAGUCCUUCAUAAAACAUCUUAACACCGAGCACACAUUAGACGAUCGAUCGACGGCCCAAGCACGAGUCCAGAUGCAGGUCGUCUCUCAGUUGGAACUGCAGCUGCAGAAGGAAAGGGAUAGGCUUCAAGCAAUGAUGCAUCAUCUACACUUGUCCAAGCAGCUGGGAUCUCCGGAACCGAUGUCCGAAUCCUCUGGCUCUAUAGUCCAGAAGUUACCCGUCACCUCCGUACCCCAACCCCCUGUCUCCCUGAGCAACCUCGUCUCCGCUGUCCGGUCACCGGUAUUGCAUUCUCACGCCUCCAACGUCGCCGGUCCCAUCAGGAGGCGAAUAAGCGAUAAAUCUGCGCUUUCAUUAGCUGGUGGAUUACCUUACAUGCUCGAACGGGCUGGACUGGAUGUCCAACAAGAGAUACAAAGGAACAGGGAAUUCUAUAAAAAUGCGGAUGUCCGGCCACCAUUUACGUACGCUUCCCUAAUUCGUCAGUCUAUAAUCGAAUCGCCGGACAAGCAGCUGACACUAAAUGAAAUCUAUAAUUGGUUUCAAAACACGUUUUGCUAUUUUAGACGGAACGCCGCCACGUGGAAGAAUGCAAUACGCACGAAUCUGUCACUCCACAAGUGUUUUGUGCGCUACGAGGACGACUUUGGGUCAUUCUGGAUGGUCGACGAUGCUGAAUUCGUGAAGCGCCGCCACUUGUCGCGUGGCCGGCCACGGAAAUAUGACCCAACCCCAUCACCCACUCCACCCCACUGCGCACAGGGUGCUUCGAAGAGUCCGACGACUAUGAACCACAGUCCGACGAUGUACGGAGAUCCAAUUUCGGCAAAUAUUCAGUAUUCGCAGGCAUCUUUGUUGGAUGAGACAAGCCUGGCCUUCCUCUCCGGGGCGACCAACAUGAUGCGGCCCAGGGACCGAUCGGAGUCACCUCCCCAGGAUCACAUGAGUUUCCUGCGCAGGUCGCCGAUGAACGGCGGAUUGCACAUCAAACAGGAGAGCAUCAUGGCCCCGGAGCACCAUCAUCGUGAACCAGAAGUGCAUCAUGUCAUCAAACGCGAAAUGCAUUCCGAAUACGACGAAAUGGACCAGGAUGCACACGCCGAUGGGAUUGCGGAGGACUUAACAAUAGCCCAAGACCAUAAUGAUUCGAAUAUCAUCGACGCGUAGUGCGCGAUUUAAAUUCAAUUUCACAGUUAUUAUAUUUAUACAUAUAUACAUAUAUAUUACAA
Molecule: messenger RNA, 2608 nt
Organism: Nicrophorus vespilloides
Lineage: Eukaryota; Metazoa; Arthropoda; Insecta; Coleoptera; Silphidae
Gene: FoxP
Product: forkhead box protein P1
Exons: 16
Coding region: 243-2546 (767 amino acids)
Biological process (GO): regulation of transcription by RNA polymerase II
Cellular component (GO): nucleus
Molecular function (GO): DNA-binding transcription factor activity, RNA polymerase II-specific; RNA polymerase II cis-regulatory region sequence-specific DNA binding
Source: RefSeq, a predicted model, not a curated record